Molecule: messenger RNA, 1560 nt
Organism: Fraxinus pennsylvanica
Lineage: Eukaryota; Viridiplantae; Streptophyta; Magnoliopsida; Lamiales; Oleaceae
Source: the annotation of a GenBank genome assembly
AUGUCGUCGUUUGAUUCAUUGGACGCGUUUUUAUUGGCUGCUAGCAGAGCUUGUUGUAGUCCCCUCGCAAUUUUUAUUCAGAUCCAGGGAUUUUUUAUUUGCUUAGCUCUUGCCCUUGGAUGGGCUUUGGCUGCUUAUGUCAGGCGUAGAGAGAUAAGACAGAUGAAGUAUAGCAUGAAACAUGGCAAUACCUUUGCUUUUCUGUAUCAUGAUAUAAAUGCCCUUGAGCAUUCUACUCAGGUCAAUUUGCCAAGAGUUACAGUUGUCAUGCCCUUAAAGGGAUUUGGAGAACACAAUCUGCAUAACUGGAGAACUCAGAUUACAUCUCUAUAUGGUGGUCCCCUGGAAUUUCUUUUUGUGGUUGACACUAUAGAAGAUCCCGCUUACCAUGCUGUAUCUCAAUUGUUAGCAGAUUUUAAGGAUGACGUAGAUGUAAGGAUUGUUGUAGCUGGUAUGUCAACAACCUGUAGUCAGAAGAUUCAUAAUCAGUUGGUUGGGGUACAGAACAUGCAUAAAGACACCAAGUAUGUCCUAUUUCUGGAUGAUGAUGUUAGGCUGCAUCCUGGGUCGAUAGGAGCCCUCACAGCUGAAAUGGAGAAAAAUCCCGAUAUAUUUAUUCAAACUGGAUACCCUCUUGAUUUACCAUCUGGAAGUUUGGGAAGUUACUGCAUAUAUGAAUAUCACAUGCCUUGCUCAAUGGGGUUUGCAACAGGCGGAAAAACAUUCUUUUUAUGGGGAGGAUGCAUGAUGAUGCAUGCAGAUGAUUUUAGAAGUGACCGCCAUGGUGUAGUUUCAGAGCUCCGAGAUGGAGGCUACUCAGAUGAUAUGACUCUUGCAGCUAUUGCUGGGGCUCAUAAGAGGCUAAUUACAUCUCCACCUGUUGCUGUUUUUCCACAUCCUCUUGCCACUGAUCUUAACUUUGGAAGAUACUGGAAUUAUUUGAGGAAGCAAACAUUUGUAUUAGAGUCAUAUACGACACAAGUCAACUGGAUUAUGAACCGUGCAUUAUUUUCUGUACAUUGCUACUUGUCUUGGGGAUUUGUAAUGCCAUAUAUUAUGGAUGGGAUACAUGUAGCAGCAGCACUAAAGUUUUAUUCUAAAGGGAACUCGCUUGGUGAAACAGAUUUUCCAGUAUAUGGAUUCAAAUUGGUUGGCUGCCAUGUUGUAUGUACAAUCAUUGAACUUCUUUCCAUGUGGAACCUGACAAGAAUAGAGGUGAAGUUAUGCAAUUUGUUGUCUCCUGAGGCUCCUCCGUUGUCACUUGCAUCUUAUAACUGGUGUCUUGUAUUUAUUGCAAUGUUGGUUGAUAAUUUUUUGUACCCCAUAUCAGCAGUACGUUCACAUUUUUCUCAGUCUAUCAAUUGGUCUGGCAUCCGAUAUCAUUUGAAGAAUGGGAAAAUAAACAAGAUUGAGAGAAACAAAGAGAAGGGCCCUAAGUUCACAGAUUUGGGAGGAAAGCAUUUAUAUGGUAAAAAGGGAGCUCAAAGCAGUGCUUCUUUUCUUUCAUCUUUUUCCAGAAAUCUGGCUCAUUGGAGGCAACCCAAGAAAUAUGAUGUAUAG